AUGCUCGCACUAAACUUUGUUCCUAGUUGCUUCUUCGGUAGAUCGGGGCAAAACUCCACUUGCGGUGCGAGUCGAAAACCGUUGCAGUGGAAGUUGCGCACCCCGUUGCAACUCGGUAAGCAGGGCUUCGUGCGACUGCAGCGUCGCACUGCGCAGAGCGGACAACCAGCAAGAGGGCGUUCGGCUUUCCAGAUAAGCUGUACGCACGGAAGGCCAGGUGGUAGCUCGGACGCACGGGAAGCUUUCGACGAAAACGACGCGGAUUUCAUCCUCUCACCAGAAAUCUACCAAAGCCUCUCUAUCUCGGAUAUCGACAGCGGUAGAUAUUUAAAAUCCAUACCACGACUGCAGGACUUUUUGCCGGCAAGUCAAAUACCCCGCGUAUGCAACCCGGCUACGUCGAAAGUUUCGUUCCGUGGGCUCGACAACUACGACACAUCGCCAAACGACGUUGUUUUGAAGCAGACCGUCAUUAAUCCCGACAAGCGUCGCAACUUUGCCCGCUAUCUACGGGCCGGUCCACGAAGCUGGAUUGCGUUUCGACCCGAAGAGGUUCGUGCUGCCAUCGUAACCUGCGGCGGCCUCUGUCCUGGCAUCAAUACAGUUAUUCGAGAGCUGACGGAUGGCCUAUGGCACCUGUACGAUGUACGCAGUAUCGUCGGAAUACGCGGCGGAUACCGCGGCUUCUACAAUGGCACCCCGUACCUGGAGCUCUCCCCGCGAACCGUGGACGGUAUCCAUCGACUGGGUGGUACGAUCCUGGGAUCGUCGCGAGGCGGCUUCGACCUCGAGCAGAUCCUCGGUGCGAUCCGUCGCCACGGCCUCAACCAGUUGUACAUUAUCGGAGGCGACGGUACCAUUCGGGGCGCUGCCGCAAUAGCGGAGGCGUGCAUGCGUGAGCGUCUUCGCGUGAGUGUUGCGAGCAUUCCCAAAACAAUCGACAAUGAUAUUCCAGUCAUUGAUCACAGUUUUGGGUUCAUGACUGCAGUGGAGGAAGCGCAACGUGCGCUGAAUGCGGCGCACGUCGAGGCCACCUGUUUCCCAAACGGCAUCGGUAUCGUACGCCUCAUGGGUCGCAACUCGGGCUUCAUCGCGAUGUACGCUUCGCUUGCGAAUCGCGAUGUGGACUGCUGCUUGAUACCCGAGUUGCCCUUUGAGAUUGAGGGCCCGAAUGGCCUGGCAGCCUUUGUGGAAAAACGAUUGCAGGAAAAUGGCCAUUUUCUGCUCGUGGUGGCGGAAGGCGCCGGCCAGGAUCUCCUCGCCGCAAGCACCGAAAUCGACGCUAGUGGAAAUCGCAAGUUUAACGACAUCGGACUGUACCUGAAAGAACGGUUGCAGGCGUAUUUCAAUCGGGAGAAUAUUGAAGUCUCCAUGAAGUACAUCGAUCCAACGUACAUGGUACGCGCAGUGCCAGCGACGGCGAGCGAUCAGAUGUACUGUGCAGUGCUGGCGCAUAGCGCCAUCCACGGCGCUAUGGCUGGUUUCACGUCCUUCACUGUGGGACCUGUCAACGGUCGACACGCGAUGAUCCCUCUGCAGGACGUCGCUGGGCAGCAACAACGAGUGGAUAUCCGGGAUCGAACCUGGUCGCGCCUCCUGAGUUCCACCGGCCAACCCAGUUCUUUUUUGAAUCAGCCAGCCGCUGCGUUGCAUCAGACUGCCUAG
Messenger RNA from Cyanidioschyzon merolae strain 10D, 1665 nucleotides. RefSeq names its product pyrophosphate--fructose-6-phosphate 1-phosphotransferase. Gene Ontology annotation, molecular function: 6-phosphofructokinase activity; ATP binding. Gene Ontology annotation, cellular component: cytoplasm. NCBI's taxonomy places the organism in Eukaryota, Rhodophyta, Bangiophyceae, Cyanidiales, Cyanidiaceae. The coding region runs from base 1 to 1665 and encodes 554 amino acids. The record is from RefSeq and is a predicted model, not a curated record. Gene Ontology annotation, biological process: glycolytic process; fructose 6-phosphate metabolic process. The transcript has a single exon.